Molecule: messenger RNA, 1332 nt
Organism: Lathyrus oleraceus (garden pea)
Lineage: Eukaryota; Viridiplantae; Streptophyta; Magnoliopsida; Fabales; Fabaceae
Product: shaggy-related protein kinase theta
Exons: 3
Coding region: 1-1332 (443 amino acids)
Biological process (GO): peptidyl-threonine phosphorylation; peptidyl-serine phosphorylation
Cellular component (GO): cytoplasm
Molecular function (GO): protein tyrosine kinase activity; ATP binding; protein serine/threonine kinase activity
Source: RefSeq, a predicted model, not a curated record
AUGAAGUUUGUGGUGAACAAUCAACUAAUCAUCAUUUCUGGAGAAGAAGACUUUGUGGUCAGUCACCUUUCAUCCUUCAGAUAUAUCGAGGCUGAUGAGGAUGCUUUGGAAACUUCUUUCCAAGCUCUUGAAAUAGCCAAUGCCACUUUUGUGGAGAUGAAGGACUUUGUUGGGAAAGCUUGUUCAUCUUUCACGUCUCUGAAAAGCGUAAAGUCUAGUAUUGAAGGAGGAAACCCUGAAGGUUGGGGUCAGCUUAUUGAUAUUCGUGAGAAGCAUGAUCGCUUUGGUCUGGGAUAUGUGCCUUCCGCUGCGAAAAGAGCCCGAGUCCCUGCAAAGGACAACACCCGAAGCAUCCAAGAAGUAUUCCUUAACACAGGAUUCAUCCAUGGAGAUCAGGUCAAUGCAAUUGAAGAUAGCACCGAAAACGAAGAUGAGCCAUGUUUGGAUAUGCCAGGUCUAGACACCGACAUCGUUGAGCACAAGCUGCCACUUCAGCCAGACUGCCCGCCAGUAAAACAGAAACUCCGAAGAACGAGACCAGAUAUGGCUCUGAAGAUUCGUGAAGAAGUCAAAAGACAAUUUGACGCUGGUUUUCUCGCAGUGGCGAAGUACCCACAAUGGGUAGCUAACAUUGUACCUGUGCCUAAAAAGGAUGGCAAGGUGAGGAUAAGAUAUACUGUCAAAGAUCUCCUUGGCCACGGGACAUCUGGACAAGUGGCCAAAUGCUGGGAUUCAGAUACCAACAGUUUUGUUGCUGUGAAGAUCAUUAAAAAUCAACCUGCAUACUAUCAACAGGCGUUGGUUGAAGUAACUAUUUUAACAACGCUAAAUAAGAAGUGCGAUCCUGAGGAUAAGCAUCACAUUGUUCGUAUAUUUGAUUAUUUUGUAUAUCAGCGGCAUUUGUGCAUAUGCUUUGAACUGUUGGACACAAACCUGUAUGAGCUUAUCAAAAUGAAUCAUUUUAGGGGAUUGUCACUUGGUAUUGUUCAGUUGUUCUCUAAGCAGAUUUUAUGUGGAUUGACUCUAUUAAAAGAUGCUGGCAUUAUUCAUUGUGAUCUGAAGCCAGAAAACAUUCUUUUAUGUGCGAGCACUGUGAAGCCAGCAGAAAUAAAGAUUAUUGACUUUGGAUCAGCAUGCAUGGAAAACCGCACUGUAUAUUCCUAUAUUCAGAGUCGACACUAUAGGUCUCCUGAGGUUCUUCUUGGAUAUCAAUACACAACAGCUAUUGAUAUGUGGUCCUUUAGGUGCAUAGUGGCGGAAUUAUUUCUUGGAUUACCAUUAUUCCCUGAAGCUUAUGCCAGUUUAUUCACCAACCACCGUAACUGUUACUGA